CUCUGCUAUGACAACUGCACGCGCCGCUGUUGCAGGCUUCCAGCUUUGAAUUCAGCCGCGCAUUUCCUGAAACAAAGUCUGAGUCUGUAGUAAAAACAUUACUGUAUAGUACUAUUUAAAUACAUUUGGACAUUUACGUAGGACGUAAGAUUGGAAGUCUGGUGGUUGUUAUGGAACUGUGGAAAACGGAGAGGCUAAACGCGCCGUCGGAUUUCAUGAAAGCUCCUGAUGGAGGACCUAUCGGUAAUGCUGCUCCUUUGAUGACGCCUGCUCAGUUUGCUGGGCUUCCUCUGGCUGUUCCCACAGCCUCACAUAUAACAACUAUCCAAACCCCGCCCCCACCUGCAGCUCCACACAUCACACCCUGCAGACCUCCACCACCUUCUACAUUUGGUGGGUUGGCAUUGGGCUGGAAGGAGACUGCUGGAGUCGAAUUGAGGAGUUCUGUCCAUCAAAAGCACCAGAGUGAGAACUUGUUACAACAGCUUUCCGAUCACAGGCUGAUUGAAGAUCAGAGAAGCAGUUCAAAGGCCCUGCUGCAAGAGAUGGAAAGCUUAAGAGAAGAGAAAGAAGCGAUGAAAGGAGAGAUGGAGCGUCUGAGAGGACGAGUGGAAUGCUUAAGAGAGCAGAUCAAAGACCAGCAGGGCCAAAUAAACAGGCAGUGUACAGAAUGUGAUGAGUUACAAAGUGAAUUGAAGAGUUGCAAGACUGAGCUUAGUAAAAGCCAAGAACAGUGUUCGACCCUGAAAAGCCAGUAUGAAUUGAAGCAUCAGUGUUUGGAGAAAGAAUUACAGGACUCAAAAGAAGAGAGAGAAAGGCUGCAACUCAAACUGGAGGAUCAGCACGUGAUUGCUGAUGCUGUACAGGAAGUGACCUCACUGAGGGCCCAAUUACAAGAAGUAAUAUCAGAAAGAGAUGACCUAAGGAAUCAGCGGAAUGCUCUCAACAUCUCAUUGUUGGAACAGUCUGAGUGUCUGCAGAAACUGCGCCUAUACAUUGGCGGCAACAUCACAGAGAAAAAAGAGGAAGAAGACUUCAGACAACAGAUACAGCAUUUGGAGAAGGAAAAGGAAGCCCUGUCUCUGUCUGUCCAGCUGUUGAAUGUCAGAGUGAAUGCAGCCAAUGAUAUUCUUGCUAUUCAGGAGAAAGAGCUGGGUGAACAGGCGCAGUCUGAUCCACUGUAUUCUGGCUGUAAAGCCGGACAGAUGUUGAGUGUUUGGAGACAGAAGGUUUUCAUGCUGCUUGUUAAACUACAGACAAGGGAUUUGCAACUCCACUCUGAGAGAGCACAUUUACAAAAUAUGGUUUCUUCUCUACAGCAAGAAGUCGAGUGCUUGCGGUCACAGAACGGUGUACUGCAGCACCACAUAGAGGACAAAACCGCUCAGUUGGAGCUACAACAUGUACAUGCUCAGGGAUUAAAGCAGCAGUUGGACAGUGCUUUAAAGGAGAAUGCCCAGCUGAAAGAGCAGAAUAAGAGCACAGAGAAAUCCCUGGUUGACAUUAGUGAAACAGCACACAGGGUGAUGUCAGCCAUAAAUGUGAAGGCAGGUCACAUGGAAGCAGUUCAGUCUAGUGUAAGUCAGCUCAACCAGAGACUUGCCUUUGCUGCUAAACGACUGGACACAGUGCAUGGGCUGCUGUUAAGGAAAGAAGCUCUGUGGAAAACCAAACAAGCCACAAGAUCGCCAGAACCGUCUGUGUCAGAGAGCUUAAUUAAGGGCCUCCAGGCUGAGGUAGCCCUGUUGAGCGCAGAGAGAGAUAAACUCACGCAAGAGCUCAAACGCACACCAGACCUUAUCCAAGCAUCCCUGUUUGAACUCCAGCAACAGCAUGAGAGAGAAGUGGGACUCCUGAAGGAGGCCCUGUCAUGCAGUAAAGAGGAGUUGAAGGUAUCAGAAUCUAGCCAGAUGAAGAUACAGCGGCAGUGUGAGGAGCAAGAGGGGACCAUUGCGGAGCUCCACGAUGAGGCCCAGAGAUUAAAACAACAGUGUGAUUCAGUUCUGCAUAGGAUGUCAGACGUCGAAAGCAUGUGUACAGAGAAGCUCAGAGACAUGGAGGCUCAACUCAACACAGCAAGGAGAGAACAUACUAAAGCAGUGGUGGCUUUGCGACAGGUACAGAGGCAGGUGGAGAGGGAGAGAGAGCAGAUGAAAGAGGCAGAGAGAGAGAGAACCGAACACACACACAAGCAGAUCACACAUCUGCAGAAACAGCUGAAACACAAGGACAAAGACCGCAACCUUCUCCUGGCUGUUGUUCAGGAACAAGGUUUAAUGAAUGAAUAUAAAAGCCUCAGAAGAUCAGCCAUUCAAACAACUGAAGCCUUAAAACAAAAACAUCACCCUGAAAGCAGGAAUUCUCCAACACCUGAAAGUCUCCUGGGGACGCUGCAGGCUCUUACUGCGGCAGUGAUGGGCAGCUCAGAGGAAGAGGAUGAUGAGGAGGGUCAGGCUUCAAAUGUAACACAAACACCCGCUGGUCCUGAUACACAUAAAGAAUUAGGCUAAGCACGCCAGUUGGUUCUCCCUCACACACCCUCGCUGUCUGUCACCGCACAUUCAUAGGGUUUGAUGUCUGUUUUAUAAUUCAAUAAAAAGGUUUUUGUAAAAAUUGCACUUUUAAUUCGUUUCAAACAGCCCUUCAGAAUUACAAAGAUGUUUAUUGGCUCAUAUUAGGGCUCUCAAUCGAUUUAAAAUGUUUAAUCUAAUAAACACUUAGUGCUGUUUGUAAAUGUAGAAAUUUGGGAUAGGGACUUAUUGACCAUCCUUCUGGAGCAACUGGGCUUUAGUGUUAUACUAAAGGCAUAUUCAGCAACUCAAUAUGGAAUUAUUCCAGUGUAUGUCCCCAAUCAAUCCUCGCUCCUAAGUUUCUUCCUGAAUAUCUUGUUUCACUCAAAUAUAGGCCGGAUGACUAAAAUAAACCGGCUUGGUUCUUCCUGUCGUAUUUUUCCGGAUCAGGUUUAAAAAGGAAUAGUUCACCGGAAAAUUAAAAUGAUCCCAUAACUAACUCACCCUUAUGUCAUCAUCCCAAGUACUUUGUAAUGUUUUCAAGCCGAAAAAAAGCACAUACGUCCAAAUAGGGUGAACAGACGGGAAAGUCCCGAAAUCUAAGCUGCCGUCCUGAAUCCCGAAAAUUAUACUGAAGAAAAAUCAUGGGUAGUUAAAGUCUGAUAAAACAAGAGCGAGGAGGUUGGUUAAGUCAUCCUGCAGCCAGCCCCCGCCAGCUGCUCAUUGGCUGCAGCAUCUUGUUUGUUUGUUUUAUAUAUAUAUAUAUAUAUAUAUAUAUAUAUAUAUAUACUGUAGGCGCCCAUUUAGAUAUGCACUGAUAAGGCACGGGAGUGCUGGAAGCAGUUAAAACCUUCGCGAAAUAUGCUGACGUCGAACCUCCACAACCUCGGUAGGCUAUAGCUCAAGUGUGAAUUUAAAGUUGUAUUGUUUCUAUUAAUUUAUCUAAUUCAUCUAUAUGCACAAAGACAACAGGACCUUUUUGUCCCCUCUUUUUUUAUAGAGUAGAUUAAGAGAGCGAAAGUUGCAGCAGCCGCAAGGACAGUUGAAAGUGCAGGCAGUCGCGUGAAUGAGUCAGAUUGGUCGAGGGCGAGGCACUGUGUUUAAAAAAAAUACUUUAACGUUUUAUAUACAUUUAUAUGCAUAUGUACUUAUAUUAAUAAAAAUAUGAUCGGUUCAGUAACUUCAUUUUGAAAUUCUUUGUCGUCUAUUAUUAAAUAAAAGAAAGAAAAAUAUUAUUGUAUGAUCUAACUAUUAUUGUAUGAAGUAUAAAAUACUUUUAUAAGUAUUACAUCAAUUUAUUUAUAUGCAUAUGUACUUA
Messenger RNA from Paramisgurnus dabryanus, 3828 nucleotides. It is a transcript of the gene cchcr1, whose product is annotated as coiled-coil alpha-helical rod protein 1. The record is from RefSeq and is a predicted model, not a curated record. Lineage: Eukaryota; Metazoa; Chordata; Actinopteri; Cypriniformes; Cobitidae. Gene Ontology annotation, cellular component: centriole. Gene Ontology annotation, biological process: protein export from nucleus; cell differentiation.